CACUUCUUUUGUAAAUUGUAAAUACUCAAACCUUUUUCCCCUAAAAAUUACUGAAGCUGCAAUUGUGUGUUCCGUUGAAGCUGAGUUCUCACCCAAAUUCUUCCAUUUUUCUUCCAAAUCAGUCAAAUUUGCUUUAGUUUAUGGACCCUCACGGAGUCGAUGCAGCGGCUAACGAUCAAUCGGACGGGAAUUCAUCCGAUUCAUCCGCGGAGGAGGAUAAAGCCAUACGCGAGGUGAUAGGGGAGGUCGCAUUGGUGAUGCAGCAGUACUUAGUAAAGUGGGCAGGAGCACACCUGGCUAAAGCCAAUGAAGAAGCCGAAGCCGAAGAGGAAGAGGAGGAGACGGAGGAAGAAACAGAAACCGAAGAGGAUGAGGAAGAAACCGAAACGGAAGAGGAUGAGGAAGAAGCCGAAGCCGAAGCCGAAGCCGAGGAGGAAGACGGCGGUAGAAAGAAAGGCAAAAAAGAGUACGAUGAUGAGGGCGGACUAAUUAUUUGCCGCUUAUCUGACCAGAGAAGAGUGACACUAACUAAAUUGGAAGGGGAGACUCUGGUAUCAAUUACGGAGCAUGACAAGCGAGAUGGCAAAGAGCUUCCAACGGCCCAAGGAAUAAGCUUGACGGCCGAUGAGUGGGCUUCCUUCAAGAAGAAUGUACCUGAUAUAGAGAAGACCAUCAAGAUGAUGGAGUCGAGAAACCGGGUGCGACCCGGCGCGUUGGAGGAAAAUCUCAACUUCGCCUCGUUCUCGGUCAAUGAAAGCCCUCCCAUGGGGACUAAAGCGGCAAGUCCAAGCAUUGAAAUCCCACCCUACUCUUCUGUAGAUAAGUACACGCUGACCAAUUGGGAUGCUUCACACACGCUCUCGACGUGAAGUAUUUGUCCACGAUGCUCGCUGACGAUACGUCUUCGGAUGUCCGAGGAAAAUCAAAAGCUGCAUGAAGAGAUGAUUGUUUUACUCCGGAACAAAUUAUUGAGGAAAUAAUUUAGGAUUUUACAUUUAAACUUUUAUGAAUUUUAAUUAACGUAAUUUUAUGAAUUUUAAUGGAGUAAUAUGUUAUUUUUAUGAA
Molecule: messenger RNA, 1065 nt
Organism: Salvia hispanica
Lineage: Eukaryota; Viridiplantae; Streptophyta; Magnoliopsida; Lamiales; Lamiaceae
Biological process (GO): positive regulation of transcription initiation by RNA polymerase II
Molecular function (GO): transcription coactivator activity; DNA binding
Source: RefSeq, a predicted model, not a curated record